This is a messenger RNA of Sesamum indicum (sesame), 2498 nucleotides long. RefSeq names its product NADP-dependent malic enzyme. NCBI's taxonomy places the organism in Eukaryota, Viridiplantae, Streptophyta, Magnoliopsida, Lamiales, Pedaliaceae. Gene Ontology annotation, molecular function: malate dehydrogenase (decarboxylating) (NADP+) activity; NAD binding. Gene Ontology annotation, biological process: malate metabolic process; pyruvate metabolic process. The record is from RefSeq and is a predicted model, not a curated record. Gene Ontology annotation, cellular component: chloroplast.
CAAGUCACAAAUCUUGGUGAAAUUCCCUGAUAUAAAGCAAAAUCGAAAGGACAAGUAGGAGAGAGAGAGGUGGAGAGAGAGGAAGCUUGAUUUCGCAUAAGAAGGAGAGCUAACCUUACCAUACUCUCUCUUUCCUCUCUUCUCUAUCCUUUCCGUUUGCGCUGUCUUAAGAACAGCUACACAUACAGACCCAAGACUCCACCUUCUCAAUCUUCUGCCACCAUGUUUUCGCUGAAUGGAAGCAGUUUUCUGAACAAUUCUCUUUCUGGGGUGUCCAGAAACUUGACACAGUCUACACAGAGAAAGAUAUCAGCCCCACCAAUGGUGGUAGCUUCAGUUACUCCAAAUGGCAAGCCAGGAGAUCGAAACGUCAGUGUUCUGAUGGAGAAUACUUUGAAGGAGAUGAGAGAAAAUGCUCCCUCGUCGUCAUCACCAUCACUGACUGAGAAUGAAUCAAAAUCCACCGUUGGUGGUGGCGUGGAGGACGUGUACGGUGAGGAUAGCGCCACGGAGGAUCACUACAUCACCCCAUGGACUGUCACUGUUGCUAGUGGAUAUCCGUUGUUGCGAGAUCCCCACUACAACAAAGGCCUUGCGUUUACAGAGAAAGAGAGGGAUGCCCACUUUUUACGUGGUCUUCUCCCACCAGUGGUUAUCAGCCAACAACUCCAGGUUAAAAAAAUGAUGCACAACAUGCGCCAGUACCAAGUACCUCUGCAGAGGUACAUGGCUAUGAUGGAUCUUCAGGAGAGAAACGAGAGACUUUUCUACAAGCUUCUCAUCGACAAUGUUGAGGAGCUGCUUCCCGUUGUCUACACUCCGACCGUAGGUGAAGCAUGCCAAAAGUACGGCAGUAUCUUCAGGCAACCCCAGGGUCUCUUCAUCAGUCUGAAAGAGAAGGGAAGAAUUCUUGAGGUAUUGAAAAAUUGGCCUGAGAAGAAAAUUCAGGUUAUUGUGGUCACAGAUGGAGAGCGGAUUUUGGGACUUGGAGAUCUUGGCUGCCAGGGAAUGGGAAUACCUGUAGGAAAGCUUUCAUUAUAUUCAGCUCUUGGUGGCAUCCGUCCUUCUGCCUGCCUGCCGGUGACCAUUGAUGUGGGAACAAAUAACGAGCAGUUGUUAAACGAUGAAUUUUACAUUGGGCUUAGAAGAAGAAGGGCAACAGGGCAGGAGUAUGCCGAACUUCUCCACGAAUUUAUGACUGCAGUUAAACAAAACUAUGGAGAAAAAGUCCUUAUCCAGUUUGAAGAUUUUGCAAAUCACAAUGCUUUUGAUCUCCUUGCCAAGUAUGGAACUACACAUCUUGUCUUCAAUGAUGAUAUUCAGGGUACAGCGUCGGUGGUCCUUGCUGGGCUUAUGGCAUCACUGAAUUUAGUUGGGGGCACCUUGGCUGAUCAUAAAUUCUUGUUCCUUGGAGCUGGAGAGGCUGGCACUGGUAUUGCUGAACUCAUAGCUCUCGAGAUCUCGAAACAGACUAAUGUCCCGUUGGAAGAGGCCCGCAAGAAGAUUUGGCUCGUCGACUCUAAGGGUUUGAUCGUUAGGUCUCGUAUGGAGUCACUCCAACAUUUCAAGAGGCCCUGGGCCCAUGAACACGAACCAGUCCGCACCUUGUUAGAUGCCGUCAAGGCCAUUAAACCGACAGUGCUGAUAGGAUCUUCGGGAGCAGGAAGAACCUUCACAAAAGAAGUCGUUCAGGCGAUGACAUACUUCAACAAGAAACCCGUUAUUCUUGCUCUGUCCAACCCAACCUCACAGUCGGAAUGUACGGCUGAAGAAGCUUAUACAUGGAGUGAGGGUCGAGCCAUUUUCGCUAGUGGGAGUCCAUUCAGUCCGGUUGAAUAUAACGGCACAUUUUACGCAUCUGGCCAGGCAAAUAAUGCAUACAUCUUUCCUGGGCUUGGUCUUGGUUUGAUAAUCUCCGGUGCCAUCCGCGUCCAUGACGACAUGCUUCUAGCAGCUUCGGAAGCAUUAGCGGCACAGGUUAGCCAAGAGAACUUAGACAAAGGACUCAUAUAUCCACCGUUUGCAAACAUCAGAAAGAUUUCGGCACAGAUCGCAGCAAAAGUGGCAGCUAAAGCAUAUGAACUUGGUUUGGCUACUCGUCUACCGCAACCAGAAAACCUAGUAGCGCAUGCUGAGAGCUGCAUGUACAGCCCCAACUACCGUAAUUACCGUUGAACCUGCUGCAUGUACAGCCCCAGAUACCAGUGAACGAAAAUCUACAAAUUAUCUAUAGACCGGUUGCCAUUUUUCAUCAUCUUUUCAUCGUUUCUACUCCAUCUCCUUUCUCUAUGUCUUCCGAAUGCCUUUUUGGUACUGCCCUUGAGUAGUAUUGCCUUAAGUUGAUGUAGUCACAUACAGACACUAGGAUAGGUGUGUGAUUGUACCAUGUAAAAAUAUCUAGAGUUGUUCUGCACUGGUAUGUAUCUUCUAUAUUCAUAAACCAAAUUCUCUCAAUACAAAAACGAUGACAUGGAACAUGAUGUUGGAACGAAACGGAG